CUGCCCAAAAAACCUUGCACACACACUUCAGCCCUUGGACAUUCUUGAGGUUGAGGUUUGAGUGCUCGAGUGGUUUUUUAGAAAACUGUUACUGCUAGUGUUAUUUGGUAUCGUGUUUUGACUGGCGGUGUUGGAGGGAUUCGUUUUUAAGGUUUAUUUUGGAACCCCGCACUUUAUUACUCCGCUCGUGUUCGUUUUUUGAGGCGGGUUUUGAACGAGUUGUUUUUGGAACGGGUUGCGUUUUUCUUGUGUGUGUGUGUGUGUCUGUUGCGUUAUUAUACCCUCCCAAUUCAAACGUCCAAAGAAAACAACCCUUUUUCGUAUGCCGACUGAAGCACCGUCGUCGUCACCUCCGCCCACAAACCUCCUCCUCCCCGCCACAACACAACAAAAGAACGAAGCGGGAUUAUUUGAAUGUCCUUUUCGUGGUUGUCAGAGGGGGUUUGCGAGGAGGUAUAACCUUGCGACACACUAUGCGACGCAUUUUGGUGUAAGGGAGUGGGGGUGUGAUGUUUGUGGCAGAAAGUUUACGAGACGAUAUGAUCUGACGAGACAUCAAGGGAUUAUACACUCGGACCAAGAUCGGCCUCUAACAACCUGUAAAGGCGUGCCAACCAAAUCCCAUCGCACAACAACAACAACAACAAAGCGUAAAUCAUCCUACACUCCACCUCCCAACACGUUACCCACAACCUACAACCCACCCACCACAAAUCAAUCAGAACAAGACCAGCACCCACCCCGUCGACGUCGUCGAAAAGACUCUAAUGGAUACCUGAAUGCCCUUGCCAACUCUUUUUCACUUGUCCCGCUUUCGCCUACUGCGGGGGGACAGGAAUUGACUCCGCCUCCUUCUGCUUCGUCGUCGGUGGCUUCCACUUCUUCUUCUGGAGGGGAUGUAGAGAAUGAGGAGGAGAGACGGGCGAUUGCUGUUGCAAUGUUGUUGGAGAUUCCGGGGAGGGAAGGGUAGGAAGGGAAACAAUUGAUGAGUGAUGUGAUGAUGGUCGUUUUUCGGUUUUUUUCCCUUUUUCUUUUUUGCUGGUUCUUUGUUUUGUUUUUUGCGUGGUUGGUGUGGUGUGAAUGAGAUGGUGUGUUUUUUUUUUUGGGUUUCGUUUUUGUAUAUUCAUCUCUCCCCCUUUCCCCUUUUCAUUAUCUCUUGUCCUUUUUAACAACAUGACAAUGAAAAAACCAAAAAACGUUGCUUUGCC
This is a messenger RNA of Spizellomyces punctatus DAOM BR117, 1208 nucleotides long. RefSeq lists its product as uncharacterized. Gene Ontology annotation, biological process: regulation of transcription by RNA polymerase II. Gene Ontology annotation, cellular component: nucleus. The transcript has 2 exons. The coding region runs from base 323 to 970 and encodes 215 amino acids. NCBI's taxonomy places the organism in Eukaryota, Fungi, Chytridiomycota, Chytridiomycetes, Spizellomycetales, Spizellomycetaceae. The record is from RefSeq and is a predicted model, not a curated record. Gene Ontology annotation, molecular function: RNA polymerase II cis-regulatory region sequence-specific DNA binding; DNA-binding transcription factor activity, RNA polymerase II-specific.